Molecule: messenger RNA, 696 nt
Organism: Fonticula alba
Lineage: Eukaryota; Rotosphaerida; Fonticulaceae
Exons: 5
Coding region: 1-696 (231 amino acids)
Source: RefSeq, a predicted model, not a curated record
AUGCACACGGUUGUUUCCUCGGCGCCGCAGUCGCAGCCGCCCCCGGCGGCGCAGCCGCCUCCCUCUGGCCCAAGCGGCGCGGCCACCCCCGGGAGCCCUCAUCCCGCUCCCGAGGGCGGCUGGCAGGCCCGCCUACAUGAGGCAAUCAACAUGACCCGAACCUUUAUCCGCGGUUUUGGCCUCUUCAGCCGGCAAAUGAUGGACGCCUCCCGGAUAGGCAUGCUCACCAAGCAGGAGGACCGUACCCGGGAGCAAAACCUGACAGUCAACAAGGCCAAGCGCAAUGGCAUCGCCUUCAUUCCCUUCCUCCUGGUGUCAGCUCUGCCAGGCUCUUUCGCCAUCCUUCCCAUCUACAUUGCUCGCCUGCCGCACCUGCUGCCGCCGAUGUUCAUCCAGAAGGACACCCUGGUUCAGUCGAGUCAGCGCACCCUCACAUCUCAGAUCUACUCGCGUAAGGUGCUGCUGGAGACCUUUUCGCAGAUGCUGGCUGACUCCGACGAGGGGUGUCAGCGUGCCGCCGCGGCGCUCGAGCGUCUUCGUGCCAAUGUGGCCUGGUCGCCCAACGAGCGGCGGUACGCCCUCCACCGGUGGGCGCGCGCCAGUGUUGCCAUCGAGAAGGCCGGCCAGGUUCUUGAUGCCAGCCCCUUGGCCCUUAACAACCUCCAUAUUCUGGCACGCGUCCUUGACUGCCGGUGA